Molecule: messenger RNA, 2398 nt
Organism: Micropterus dolomieu (smallmouth bass)
Lineage: Eukaryota; Metazoa; Chordata; Actinopteri; Centrarchiformes; Centrarchidae
Product: Ras-related and estrogen-regulated growth inhibitor-like protein
Exons: 4
Coding region: 873-1517 (214 amino acids)
Molecular function (GO): GTPase activity; GTP binding
Source: RefSeq, a predicted model, not a curated record
UCCAAUUAGAUUUGUUGUCAUGCGGCCCAAAGUUUCUGGCCGCUCUGCUGGUUAGGAGUAAAAGUCCUGCAUUAAAAUGUGACUUCAGUAAAAGUACGUGAGUAUAGUCAGGUCUUAAAGUAUUAAAGCAGUAAACUGUCACAGGUUCUUCUUCCUCCUCAGUAAAGUGCAGCAGGAUGUUGAGCUGCAGCUCCUUCUCAGCUGAUCAGUUUCAGACUGCAGCUGAUGAGUCUUUUCAUUCUGGAUCAGCCUGCUGAUUAUUUCCUCCGUCAAAGAUUCACAGUUCCCAAAGAGACGCCUUCAAACAUCUCAGUUAUUACAAUCAUUGAGAGGAGAAGCUGGAACAUGAAUGGAUUUUGCAUUAAACGAUCAAAAUAUUUGCUGAUUACUCUUCAGUCAGUCUAAUAAUCCUCCAGCUGCACUUUAGAAACUGUUGGAGUUUCAUUUUAACCAAACAUCAGAUUUUAGAAACUCUUCAUGUGAGUAAAAAUCUGACUUUGUAAAGUAACUGAAUCUGUCAGAGAAAAACAUUUCCCUCUGAGACGGAGCAGAAAGUACUCAAGUAAAGUACAAACACUUACAGUAAAAGUACUGAGUUACUGUCAGCAGGGGGCAGCAGCUCUGACUUCCUGCAUCAACACACACACUCAACAGCGACCAAUCGGACCGAAGAGGAAAACCGCUGACCAACCAGAGGCUGCUGUCUCUGCUCUGUGGCCCCGCCCACGGGGUCUAUAUAAAGACCCUGUCAGAGCCCAGGACCUGAACCGGGAGCUGAACCGGGAGCUGAACCAGGACCUGAACCGGGAGCUGAACCAGGACUGAACCAGGAGCUGUCACUACCUGCUGUCCAGUGCUUGUGCUGAAUCGUGAUGGUGGUCCAGGUGAAAGGAGGUGUGGAGGUGAUGGAGGGGAACCAGCAGAGCCUGGAGGCCAACAUCCUGCUGCUGGGGGCCCACAGCGUCGGGAAGUCCGCGCUCACCGUCAGGUUUCUGACCCGGAGGUUUAUCGGAGAGUACGGGGACAUCGAGUCCGUUUACAGCCGAGUGGACCGGAUCGCCGGUCAGAAGGUCUGCUUCAACAUCUGGGACUCUGUGUACUCGCAGGACGGAGAGCAGAACCCGUCCGUCAGUGUCAAACAGCUGCAGUGGGCUGACGGGAUGAUCCUGGUCUACAGCAUCUGCGACCGCCGCAGCUUCGACGUGGUCCGCCAGCAGCUGCAGCAGAUCCGCCGCAUCAGGAAGCCGUCGUCCGUCCCCGUCGUCAUCGUGGGGAACAAACAGGACCUCCGGCGUCACCGCAGCGUCUCCAGCGAGGAGGGACGGCUCUUCGCUCUGUCCCAGCACUGCGGCUUCUUCGAGGUGUCGGCGGCCGAGACGUACCACGGCGUCCUGCCCGUGUUUCACCGGCUGGUCGACCUCGUCAGAGAGAGCCGAGCAUUGAGGAAGAGCUCGGCCGGCGUCCGAGGGAUCGUCCGGAGCGUGUCGGCCGUGUUCGGCAAGAAACGAGCCGAGUAGACGGGAAGGAAAGAACUCGCUGGAGGGAUUAAAACCAGAGAAGAAGAGUUUUUACUGCGCCUGACGUCACAGUGACAUCAGAGCGAUGACGCCUUGUCUGUCGCUUCAUGAGAAGAGGUCAAAGGUCAGACGUGUGAUGGACAGAAGCAGGUGGAGAAAAGGUGUCCAUGGCGAAGUUUGUAAAAGCAAAGUCAAAGACGUGUUUUUGUUCCAGAGCGGCGAGAAAACACGUGAGGAGCCUUGGAGGCGAGCUGCCGCCAUGGCAACGACUGACACAUCUCAGCAGCUGAUGGUUCCCUCAGGAUGAAGAACUUUUCCUCAUCAGGUCAACGCACUUUAGUUAAUGACCAAACACCUGCAGAACUGGCGACGUUCCCAUCAGCUGCUAAUUAGCUAAUGUUAGCAUGCUAACACGCUAAACCGGAGCUGCGGUCUAGCAGCCGUGGUGACAGCUGGUUGAAUCCUCUAAAAGCUGCUUCACUGCUUCCUUUCUCACCUCCUUCAGCGCAGGGAACACUGGCGCUCCUUUAUGGAUGGAGGGCCAGAACCCGGACUUUGAACCAGGAGACCGGGAGUUCGUGUCCCGUGUGAAACAAAACAACAUAUAAUAUUACGUGUUAACUGACCUACGUAGUUAUUUUAACCCAAACCAUGAGCUCUUCCGAACUUCAAUCAGGACCAACCUGCAACGUUUCAUGACUUUAAUUAUGUGCCGUUUCAAAAUGCUAGUUUUAUUUUGAAAGAGACAUAAUUUCCCUUGUGCUGUAAUAUCCUGUGAAUAAAUACAUUCAUAAUGCAGAUGUAGUGUGAUGCAAACAGACGUCAGCAUGUUGAAACGUAUUUUUAUUUCCUCAGAUGUUUGUGAUUUUUCUGAUUAAAGU